AUGUCGGUACACCAGACACACCCCCGCCGCCGGCCCUUUAAGCCAACGGACCCCACGGUUCCUUCACUCAGCACCCAUGCCAUGCAACUUCGCAAGAGCGGCACCUUCUCGUCACCAAAGUCCAUUUCAUCCGACCUCUGUGACUUGGACAACCAUCGCUACAUGCCCCGUCGCUCCCCUACCAGUACCGAGAGCCUCGAGGAGCUGAUGAAUGACGCCGGUGUCCAGCGAGUGGCCAAAUUUCUCAAAGAUUUCGAGAAGAAGCUCGCGGGUCACAAGUCGUCGGCCGCCAGCAUUCUGAACGACCCGGAAGUUCUCCCUGUGCCGAGCUUCAUGCUUGACAAUACCAGCAUCGACGGGACGCCCAUGGAAAUUGACUGCAAACCGACUGUAGCGGACCAGAACCCCCACGAACACGCGUCCGACAGCGGUCUUGGAACCAGCCUGCAUGAUUCCAAACUCGGUAAGCUGCACAUGUCGCCUUCGAAUCCGCCGACACCACGCUCUAACACAUAUAAAGGCGACAGCCGCUCGGUUUCCACUUCAGCAAUCUCCUCCCACUCUGCUGUAACCCAGUCCUUCUCCGCUCAAAGCGCCCUGGAAGAAAAACAUACCUUAGGAGAGCAUGCGUGCAAACAGAUCCACGAUCUAAUCAUUAAGCCUAUCCUCGCAGAGGAGUCCCUCAAAGACUUCCACCCACUGAUAAAUGACGUCCCUCGACGCAUUGGAAACAAGAACAUCUGUAACCUCAGAGACCUUGAGAAGACGUUGAUAUUCUUGGCACCGGAGUUCUCGGCGACACCCGCAUCGUAUCUGCGUUUCUGCGAGCAGUCAAUCCAGCUUUUGCAUGCGACAGUCGACCACCUCUCCGAGCAAGACCAGCGACUUCCGACCGAUCGCCCAUACACUAACAACUACUUUCUCGAUUUGAUCGAACAGAUCCGCCGCUACGCAGCAAUCAUGGCCGCCACCCGUCAAAAAGAGGAAAAUGGAGAGGAGCUGGACGAGAUGGAUUACUCCCGUGAUGAAAAGAUCACCCUCCGUGGCGGUCUCACCCACAAUGGCCGGCCCGUCGAGAUAGUCCGGAUCAAGAACGGCAAGACCAUUCCCGUGGUCGAAGGUGCCGACCAGGUUGAUACCGGCUUUGCAGCAUCUAAGCGCGCCCUGUCUGAUGCUGACAUGGAUGACGAGAGUGUCACUCGGUCCAUGGCCCGCCGCAGAAAGUCUGAAAAGCCGGGAGAUGUGGAGCAUGUGUGCCGUGAGUGCGAUAAAGUAUUCAAACGGCCUUGUGACUUGACGAAGCACGAGAAGACGCAUUCUCGUCCUUGGAAGUGUACCGAAGAGAAGUGCAAAUAUUUCGAGCUCGGCUGGCCGACUGAGAAGGAACGUGAUAGACACGUCAACGACAAGCACUCCGCUGCCCCACCUCAGUUUAAGUGCAAGUAUCCUCCUUGCGAGUAUAAAUCCAAGCGCGAAUCAAACUGCAAGCAGCAUAUGGAGAAAGCACACGGCUGGACCUACGUGCGAUCCAAGAGCAACGGACGAAAGAAGGCUCCCACUGUGAGCAGCUCUACACAGAGCCCACCGACGCCAGUUUCUCCGUUCCAAAGCACACCGAUGUCCGCUUUCCCCACACCAGUGACUCCGUUCAUGGUUUCCCCGACAAUGCCACUCAUGCAGGACUCAGUCUACUCGUAUGACUUUGGCAAACCAGCGCUUAGCUCGAAUGAUCAUCUUGGUGAUUAUCGCCGAGACUCGGCCACGACAACCGAUGGUUCCAAUUUCACGUAUUCCUCCAGACAUUCUUCAUUUGAGCCUACUGCUUUUGAGAAUGCGCUCACACCAGAGGAGACGAUGUUGAAUCAUGGAGAUCUCUUCAACGGCAUGAACGGGAACUUCAAUAACAUUGUCCAGCAACCCACUCCGUCAUGGGGUGUGGCCCAGUUCGACGAUUGGUCAUUCCCGAUGAACACUACCGCAACCAUCAAUCAGCCAAACAUGACCAACACGUCCACGUCGAAUACCUUGUCGGCGGUAGCUCCACAAUUGUCGCCCACAGCCCAAGCGCACGUCACACUUUACAAUCCAAGCGUGAACGUUGACGAAGGCUUUAUGGAAGACAGCUUCACUUUUGACCUUCCCGGCACCGACUUCACGCUUUUCGAAAAUAUGCAGCCGGCUGGAAUGACGGAGGCUUCGUCCGCCAAUUUCUUCCAGGAUAUCAAUCAGUUUACGAGCCAGUACGACGACAGCCUGUAUGCCGGGCCCAAUGAUGGUAUCAACCUGGAUGACUUGAUGGACUCUUCCCACCAGCAGUAA
This is a messenger RNA of Westerdykella ornata, 2319 nucleotides long. RefSeq lists its product as uncharacterized. The transcript has 3 exons. The record is from RefSeq and is a predicted model, not a curated record. Bases 1 to 2319 code for a protein of 772 amino acids. Lineage: Eukaryota; Fungi; Ascomycota; Dothideomycetes; Pleosporales; Sporormiaceae.